Sturnus vulgaris (Common starling) is the source of this 1354-nucleotide messenger RNA. RefSeq names its product inositol monophosphatase 1 (gene IMPA1). The record is from RefSeq and is a predicted model, not a curated record. Gene Ontology annotation, biological process: signal transduction; inositol metabolic process; phosphatidylinositol phosphate biosynthetic process. Gene Ontology annotation, molecular function: inositol monophosphate 1-phosphatase activity. NCBI's taxonomy places the organism in Eukaryota, Metazoa, Chordata, Aves, Passeriformes, Sturnidae.
CGGGGCGUGCGCUCAGCCUGCUUCCUCAUUCGAACAGUACUCAAACCAGGCGAAGCAAAAAGCUUCGAAUUUGUGAAAAAACAAGAAAGGAAAUAAGCCAUAAUAAUUUUUGGCAUUAGUCUCUCCUAUUGCUGGGCUUUUUAUCUCGGGAAAAAUGGCAGAUCCCUGGCAAGAAUGUAUGGAUUAUGCAGUUGGUUUAGCAAGGAAAGCUGGGGAGAUAAUCCGUGGAGCACUCAAAGAAGAAAUAUCUGUUAUGACUAAAAGUUCACCUGUAGAUCUAGUGACAGAAACUGAUCAAAAAGUAGAAAACUUCAUUAUUUCUUUGAUAAAAGAGAAGUAUCCUUCUCACAGCUUUAUAGGAGAAGAAUCUGUUGCAGCUGGAGAGGGCAGCAUUCUGACAGAUAACCCCACAUGGAUUAUAGACCCUAUUGAUGGAACUACCAACUUUGUACACAGGUUUCCAUUUGUGGCAGUUUCAAUUGGCUUUGUUGUAAACAAAAAGAUAGAGUUUGGAAUUGUGUAUAGCUGUAUAGAAGACAAGAUGUAUACUGCCAGAAAAGGAAAAGGUGCAUUUUGCAAUGGUCAGAAACUUCAAGUAUCAGGCCAAGAAGACAUUACAAAAUCCCUUUUAGUAACAGAAUUGGGGUCAAAUCGUGAUCCAGAGGCUAUAAAAAUAAUUCUUUCUAAUAUGGAAAGACUUCUCAGCAUUCCUAUUCAUGGGAUUAGAGCUGUUGGUACAGCAGCUGUGAACAUGUGCCUUGUGGCAACUGGUGGAGCUGAUGCCUAUUACGAAAUGGGGAUUCACUGCUGGGAUAUGGCAGGAGCUGGAAUAAUUAUUACUGAAGCCGGUGGAGUACUGCUGGAUGUAACAGGUGGACCGUUUGAUUUGAUGUCCCGAAGAAUAAUUGCAGCAAGUAGUCGAGCUAUUGGAGAGAGAAUAGCCAAAGCACUUCAAGUAAUUCCUCUGAAAAGAGAUGAUGCAACCAACUGAGCACCAAAGCUGCACCAUAAAUGUCCUUAUCUAAUGUUGUCUUAUAUUCCCACAUGGUGGUCGUUCUACACCUUGAAUAGAUGGUAGUGUAUCAGUACUGGUGUGGCUGCUAAGUAGAGCUUUGAGAUUGAACAACAUUCUAAGUGAGCUUUAACUGUUGAGCUUUUAUUUAGCAUCACAAUUAGAUAAAAAUCUGGAAAAAUAAGCAAAUAUAUGCAGCUAGUAUUUUCAAAUUUUAUACAACACUGGAACACAUAGCAAGAGACUCUGAUGUAUAGAUAAAUAAAGCUCUCGAGUUUCUGUAAGUGACAAAACCAAAACCCACUGUUGUAACACCGCAUCAUCACAUUUGAUUCUGAACCC